This is a messenger RNA of Trichoderma asperellum CBS 433.97, 1104 nucleotides long. It is a transcript of the gene HEM12, whose product is annotated as Uroporphyrinogen decarboxylase in heme biosynthesis. Gene Ontology annotation, biological process: heme biosynthetic process. The record is from RefSeq and is a predicted model, not a curated record. NCBI's taxonomy places the organism in Eukaryota, Fungi, Ascomycota, Sordariomycetes, Hypocreales, Hypocreaceae. Gene Ontology annotation, cellular component: cytosol. Gene Ontology annotation, molecular function: uroporphyrinogen decarboxylase activity.
AUGUCCGAGCACUCUUUCGAGCCAUUGAAGAACGACCUGCUGCUGCGAGCGGCACGGGGCCAGGUCGUGGAACGACCUCCCAUGUGGGUGAUGCGCCAAGCUGGCCGCUACCUGCCGGAGUAUCAUGAAGCCAAAGGCUCCCGCGACUUUUUCGAAUGCUGCCGAGACGCCGAGGUCGCCUCCACCUUGACGCUGCAGCCGGUUGAGCGAUUCGAGGGCCUUCUGGACGCCGCCAUCAUCUUCUCCGACAUCCUCGUCAUUCCCCAGGCCAUGGGCAUGCAGGUCGAGAUGCUGGACAAGAAGGGGCCUCACUUCCCUAACCCGCUCCAGAACCCGUUGGACGGGCAGUACGAGAAGGUUCUCAACGGCAAGGUCGAUGUGGCCGCCGAGCUCGACUACGUCUACAAGGCGAUUACCCUUACGAGGAAGAAGCUGGCCGGCAGAGUGCCGCUGAUUGGAUUCUGUGGUGCUCCUUGGACGCUUUUCUGCUACAUGGUUGAGGGAGGCGGCACGAAGCUGUUCGCUCAGGUCAAGACUUGGAUUUACAAGUACCCAGAGGAAUCGAAGAAACUAUUGGCUAAGAUCGCCGACGUCUGUGUGGACCAUCUGGCACACCAGGUAAAGGCUGGAGCUCAGUUGGUUAUGGUGUUCGACUCAUGGGCUGGAGAGUUGGGUCCUGCUUCGUUCAAGCAGUUCUCUGAGCCCUACCUCGCUCACAUUGCUCAGAAGCUUCCCCUGAAGCUGCAAGAGCUAGGACUUGAAAAAGUACCCAUGACGGUGUUCCCCAAGGGCGCUUGGUUCGCUCUCGACUCAGCGUGCAAUCUGGGCUACAACGUUGUCGGCAUGGACUGGCUGCAGGAUCCUACCGAAGCCGUGCGGAUUCGAGGAGACCGAAAUAUUGUUUUCCAAGGCAACGCCGACCCCGGAGUCCUGUAUGGCACAAAGGCGGCCAUCACCGAGGCUGUUGAGACGAUGGUCAAGGGUUUCUGGUCUGGCGAAAAGAAAGGCUGGAUUGCAAACUUGGGACAUGGUAUUACGCCAGGUGUAAACCCGGAUAACCUGAAGUUCUUCUUUGAGGAAAUUCACCGACUGACAAAACCUUGA